AUGAAAUUUAAAAUCAGAAUUUUAAUCUUGGCUUAUAUCUUAAGGCAAGCACAAUUUCAAACACCUUCCGCUCUUUGGUAUUUAGACACUCCCACGGGAACAGAUUAUGUGAAGAAUGAAUACAAUGGAGGAUUACCUUAAUGGCAUUUAGAUUAAAAUGGGUUAGGUCUUGGGAGCCCAGGAAGGUUCGUAGGAAACGGUAUUUAUGUAGAAGGCAGCUAACUUGCUUGUACUCAUGCUGGAGCAGGUGAUACUAUAGAUGUAGACAAAGAUUUCACAGUUGAUAUGUGGAUAUAUGCAAAUUCCUUCGAUGAUUAUGGGAUCAUACUUUGCAAAUAUUAUGAUUUGGGGACAUACGUUAAUGAGAGAUUCUGCAUUGGCCACACUAUCAGUGGUAGAAUUCACAUAAGAAUAAACUACUAUAGCUAUAAUUAUGGAAAUGCAGUAUACUUAUAUGAACCUUAUGAUUGCGAUAUUGAAUUGGGUUGGAAUCAUUUGACUGUGGCUUUUAAGAGAGUCAGUUGUUCAUCUCCAUCAAACUGCAAUACUCAAAUCAUAUGCUAUGCACAAACUGAUACAGGCAAGGUUACCACAGACACUGCUAUGGCUUAUCUCGAUAUGGAUGAUGAUCCAUCAAAUAGAGGAUUUUUAUGUAUAGGAGGUACAGUAGGAACAACAUUUAAUGGAGGGGCUGGACUUUAUUAUGAAUUUAAAGGUAUUGUAGGAUAAGUAGCAUUUUAUGGUGGAACUAUAUUAACACAAGCCUAAUCUCUUGCUUUACAAUCAACUAAUUGCUAGAAAAUGUGUAAGAUAUGUCGUCCUGUUGGGACUGCUCCCUAUGAAUGCUUUUAAUAGCAAAGUGGAAACUGGCACUAGUAUGAUUUUAGAUAAAGUGUUUACCCAACAAACUUUGUUUAGCCUGAUGGUAGUGGAGGAGGGCGUAAUCUCUAUGUAGAUCCUAACUUUAGUUAAAGUCCUAUAUACACCCAUAAAGAAGGAUUUUACUUUGACACAACUUGGGCUGGCUAGAGUUAGUAUAUUGUUUCUAAAAUUAGUACUGCAUUUCCAUCAUCAGCAGUUAAAUCUUUUACAUUAGAAGCAUGGAUAAGACCCACAAAUGGACUUUAAAAUAUGAAUAUUUUUGAAAAGGAGUAUUCAAUAGGCAAUGAUUACUUGCUUUGGGGAUUUUCUACUCUGAAUUACAUGUUUAUUAGAAUUGGUAGUUAUACCGUCCCUUCCUAUUAUUGUGGAACACCAGCUAAUAAUGAAUGGCAUUACGCAGCUGUAUCAAUAUUAUAAAAGAAUGAAAACUAUGAAUUAGUUUGCUACAAAUUUGAUACCUAAACUACUUAAUGCCAUUCGAUUUACAAUGUUUACACUGAAUAUGGUACCUCAACUUUACAAAUAGGCUAAGGAUUUAGAGGAUGGAUUAGAGAUAUAAAUGUCACAGAUUAUGCAAAAGUGGAUCUUGAUCUAUCUAGGGUAACCCAAACUUCAGCUUGCUUAGCCAAUGAAAAUAGCAAUACAUGCAGCAGAUGCCCAAUAUAGUCAGGAUAGUGUAUUCCUGAUUGCAAUUAUGGGUAUUAUGUGAAUUCAACUACAAAAUCAUGCACAAUUUGCUAUGCAAACUGUAGAUCAUGUUGGGGUGGCUAUCAUGAUAAUUGCUAUUCAUGUUUGAAAACUCCUAUUUCAUGGUCUUUUGACUAUGAUAGAAGAUGCAAAUCUGCUUGUGGUGACUCUGUCAAAGAUGAUUAUGAAGUAUGCGAAGAUGGCAAUACAAAAAAUGGGGAUGGCUGCUCUUCAACUUGCACAGAGGAAACUGGUUUCUCAUGUUUUGGUGGCUCUUUCAAUAAAGUUGAUACUUGCAGGUUUAAAUGCGGUGAUGGUUUAUUAUCUGGGUCUGAGAAAUGCGAUGACGGAAAUUCUGUUAGAGGUGAUGGAUGUGACCUACUAUGCAAUAUAGAGACUGGAUUUCAAUGCAGUGGAGCUCCUUCAGUUUGCACUCCCAUCUGUGGUGAUGGUAAAAAAAUUGGAAAUGAAGUAUGUGAUGAUGGAAAUACUGCUACAGGUGAUGGGUGCUCAAAUUUAUGCAAAAUUGAGACAGGGUUUAACUGUACAGGAGGAAAUGUGAACGGCAAAGAUACUUGCUAGGAGCUAUGUGGAGAUGGAAAAGAUUUCUAAAAGUAUGGAUGUGAUGAUGGCAAUUUAGUAAAUAACGACGGGUGUGAUCAGAACUGUAGAGUUGAAACUGGAUACACGUGUUCAGGAGGAUCUUUUGCAAUUAAAGAUACCUGCACUGAAAUAUGUGGAGAUUCAAGAUUAAUGAAAAAGACUGCCACUUCUUGUGACGAUGGAAAUAUUGUAAGCGGAGACGGUUGUUCCUUAACUUGCUUGAUUGAAACAGGAUUUUAAUGCGCAGGUGGGAGUCCUUAUACUAAAGAUACUUGCAGUGAAAUAUGUGGGGAUGGAAAAAACUUUGGAAAAUAUUCUUGUGAUGAUGGCAACACUGUUGAUGGAGAUGGAUGCCAUUCAGAUUGUUCUAUUGAAAUAGGUUUUUAAUGCUCUGGAGGAACAUCAACUACCCCAGAUACUUGCUCUGAAGUUUGUGGUGAUGGGAGAAAUUUCGGAACUUAUGCCUGUGAUGAUGGAAAUAAUGAGGAUGGAGAUGGGUGUAGAGCGAAUUGUACAAUUGAGCCUAAAUAUUAUUGCACAAAAGGGGAUAAAUAUACUAAGAGUAAAUGCUAUAUCACUUGCAAUGGUAUAAGAGAAUUUAAGGAUAUGUGUGAUGAUGGAAAUCUUGUGAAUGGAGAUGGGUGUGACUACUGCUGUCAUAGAGAGGUUGGCUUUGUUUGCUCUGGUGGAUCAAUGGUAAGUGGUGAUGUCUGCUAAGAAGCAUGCGGUGACGGCAGAAAAAUGAAUUAUUUAGAAUGUGAUGAUGCUAAUUAAGUUAGUGGAGAUGGAUGUUCUUCAACUUGCUCUAUAGAAACUGGUUUUUACUGUACUGGUGGAACUCUAUUUACCCCAGAUAUCUGUUUUGAAAUUUGUGGGGAUGGAAAAAACUUUGGAAAUUACGAGUGCGAUGAUGGAAAUGUUGGGAAUAAUGAUGGAUGUUCUUCUUAGUGCUAUAUUGAAAAAGGAUUUACUUGCACCGCAGGUAAUUCUACAACAAAAAGUGUAUGUGAAGAAAUUUGUGGUGAUGGAAAAAACAUGAAUUCAUUUUUGGAUUAAUGUGAUGAUGGUAACACUGUUAAUGGAGAUGGAUGCAUGAAAAAUUGUACCAUUGAAACUGGCUAUACAUGUUCAUAGGGAAAUCCAUAUGUGCCUGACCUUUGCCAUGAAAUAUGUGGAGAUGGAUAUAACUUUGGUAAGUUUGAAUGUGAUGAUGGAAAUACUCAAGAUUAAGAUGGGUGCUCUUCUUACUGCUCUAUUGAAGAUGGAUGGACAUGUUCUGGAGGAAAUACUUUAUAACCUGAUACUUGCAAACCCAAAUCUAGUCCAAUGAUAACAAAUGCAUUUAUUUCAAAGAAUAAUCAACUGAUUACUUUAGAAUUCAGUGAACCAGUGAUUAUGCUUUCUAGCUGGAAUCUCACAAAUGCUUGGACUAUUGAUAUUUCUGGUCCUUUUGGUAGAGAGAAUUAUAAAUUUACUUGGAAUGUAACGAGAGUAUCACUUUAUAAGAAUGCUUUGUACCAAGGACAUACAAUAUUAAACAUUGAUUUCAACUGUGAAAACUAAUUAUUUGGUGGUAAAGUUGAGAGAAUAGUAAUCAAUUUCAACAAAAGAGAAUUUAUAAAAGGAUAUAGCUCAAAUUCACAAAUGAGCAAUUCAAGUGCAUUCAUCUAUCCUUAUGGUUAAGACCAGCAAUCAUCAGCAAACAAAGAAAAUGGGUUUCCUGACUUAGUUGAUCAGCUGGUAAUAUCUUUGAUUUACUCAUCAUUUGGUGUGGGAUUUAUUUCAGCAUUUUCAGGAUACAGUAUGAUGAAUGUAUGGAUUAUGACUUAUGGAGUCUAGCAAAUUUAUUUCUUUCCAAUGAACAAUUUGUAUGUUCCAUCAUCUCUUACUACUUUCGUAAAAAAUCUAAACUUUGCUGUUCCUCAAAGUCAGAUUCUAGCUUAUAUUUGUGUUGCUGGAAUGGUUAAUAAUACUCAGUUUGAAAUUACGAAUGAAGUACCUAGCUAGACUUACUAUAAGAUGGGAUUAGAAUCUACAGCAUUUUUGCAAACUGGGGCUGACGUUCUAUCAGUUAUGAUAUGCAUGUUCAUAUUAAAUAUGUGCAUUGAAAUUAUUAGAUUGGCUUUUGAAGAUAACGUAGAACUAAAUAAUUCAAUGACUAGGAUAAAGUCUGCUAUUAUACCAGGAUAUUUAACAUUUGCUUUUGCCAAAUUAGCAUUAACUACACAUCUAAAUAUUGCAUUUACAAAUUUUGAUGAUUCAUAAGCAACUGUCUCAUCGAUUUUCGCUCUUGCUUUAGGAUCUUUCUGUUGGGCCUAUAUGCUAUAUAUGGGUUAUCAAGCAAUUCAGUUUUAUAAAGAGAUGAAACAACUGAAGCUUUAAUAUCCAGACUAAUCUCACGAUAUUUUAAGAGACCUAACAUAUUUCAAAGGGAAUGUUCUAUUUUAGGAUUAUUCUACUACUUCUUAUAUUUAUCCUAUCACAAUCUUUUAUCCUUGUAUCAUGUAAUUGAGACAACUUAUAUCUGCUAUUUUGAUAGUUUCUAAUGACUAUUAGGAGUAGCUAAAAGGCUAGAUGCUUAUUUCAUUAAUAUGUAUGACAUCUUCUCUAGUAAUUUAACCAUUUACUUCUCCACUUAUGAAUGCUUAACUAAUUUUUAAUGAAAUGGGAAUUUUCUUAAUAUACAUGCAAGCUCACUAAUUCAUACCUAAAACUUUGAUUGCAUAAAAUGACUAAACAUCUGCUGCAAAACUAUUUGUAAUGAUGAUUAUAGGAAUAGUGGGUGUAAAUGCUUGCUUUGUUAUUUUUACUAAAGUCACUCAAAUUGCUAAGUGUAAAUCUGUGGCAAGAGCAAAACCCAAUAAAAGUAAGAUGUCACCUGAUUAGAAAUAGACAGUUAAAAUAUAACCAAUUUAACAAUAAUUGUCUGCAAGGCCAUUAGUUUAAAAUGAUACUCCAAUUUCAGCAAAAGAUUAAAUUUAAGCAGUGUAAAGUGCAAAAAAUAUAUCAUCUGCUAAGCCAAUAUAAUAUCUCAUUGAACAAAAGAAAUUAGAAUAGAGGAUGAAAGAAUAGUAGUAAACAUAAAAAAAUCUAAAAAAAUAGCAAAAAUCCGCUAGUAAUAAAACCUAAUCAGAAUAUUCAUAUUAUGAUGAAGAAGACGCUGAAGAUAGCAAUUAUGAGGAAAGUAAAAGUUAUUAUGGUGAGACUUCUAGAAAUAUUAAGGAUAAAAGAUGA
Stylonychia lemnae is the source of this 5406-nucleotide messenger RNA. The record is from the annotation of a GenBank genome assembly. Lineage: Eukaryota; Ciliophora; Spirotrichea; Sporadotrichida; Oxytrichidae.